AUGCUUCUUACUUUGCUGUUGGUCGGGCUCGGACUGGCCUCGCCGCCGCCGCGGACCGCCCGCCGGGCCGCCUCCCUCUCCACCGACUCGUACCGGUCAAGCUCCGGGUCCGUGGUCGGCGGGGGCUCGGCGUACGACUACGCGCCCAGCAUCAUGCUCGACGGCGUGUACAAGAUGUGGUGGUGCGGCCAGGUGCCCGGACAGCCGGUUGCCGGCGACAGCAUCCUCUAUGCAGAGUCGUCCAGCCCCGACGGCCCCUUCCACGCCCGCGGCAGCGCGGCCUCGCACCAGGUCGUGUUUGGGGGCACCGGCAGCGGAAGCUUCGACAGCGAGCACACCUGCGACCCGUCCGUCGUCCGCGCCGGCGGAGCGUACUACAUGUACUACGGCGCCGAAAGACGCGACGGCGAGCCCACCACGAUUGGCCCCAUCAUCACGCCCGCGAACCAGCAGAACACCGGCAACGCCUACGGAGCCGGCCAGCCGAGCGUCGUCUACCGCGGGGGCCGGUUCCAUCUCAUCUUCACCGACACCACCGGCGCCGGGGCGCUGGGCAACGGCGCCGGACAGUUCGCCUGGCGGUCGCCCGAUGCGACGUUUCAGCAAAACGUCGACGUCUUUACCGCCUCUGGCUGGCAGCCCAAGACGGACGCCAACUCGCGCAGCUUUUCCGUCGCCAACGCUUUCUCUGCCGACUGGCAGUUCUCCGACGCCCUCGACGCCUUCAUCGUCGCCCACGACAACGGCCCCGGGGAGACGACACUGACCUUGCUCGACGCCGAAAACCUUGCCGUCCACAAGUAUCCGCAGGUCGGCAUUCCGGGGCCGUGGUCCGAGGGGCCCGGCAUCGUCUCCCGGCCAGACAAGCAUUCCGUCGUCUCCGCCACCAACGACUGCGGGCGGGUUCCCGUCGACGUGAUCCGCUCGACUACGGGGCAACCGCCGCGAGAGUUGGCCCACAUUGGUGUCGACCUUGUCGGUGGCGCGAGCUGCGGCUCGAUUCCCGACCGGGUUGCCGCCAUCUACGAGGGAUACGGGAUGCAGGUCCCCGGCCUCCCGGCUGCCGUUGUGGUAGACGGCCUCCGACUGCAGAUCCAGAGUCUUGCGGUGUACACGGAUCUUACCCACAACGCAAUACAAGUCCCCCCGUCCAUCUACUUCGCUGUUCCGUAUGGUGCGUCGCUCCACGAGGGCGACGCGGUGUUGGGGGCCUCGGGUCUGCCUGGGGCCUUUCGGCUCGACAACAACACCCUCUGGCCGGUCAGCUGUCUUAAAAUUGUGACUGACAACCACUCGCAAAUCACAAUGAUAGACGCGGGAAGGUGGCUAUCGUAUGGGAGAGGACCGAGCCUGUUUUGUCUCAGCUGA
Metarhizium acridum CQMa 102 is the source of this 1368-nucleotide messenger RNA. The record is from RefSeq and is a predicted model, not a curated record. Lineage: Eukaryota; Fungi; Ascomycota; Sordariomycetes; Hypocreales; Clavicipitaceae.